This is a messenger RNA of Uloborus diversus, 2024 nucleotides long. It is a transcript of the gene Dus3, whose product is annotated as tRNA-dihydrouridine(47) synthase [NAD(P)(+)]-like. Lineage: Eukaryota; Metazoa; Arthropoda; Arachnida; Araneae; Uloboridae. The record is from RefSeq and is a predicted model, not a curated record. The coding region runs from base 90 to 1970 and encodes 626 amino acids. The transcript is spliced from 12 exons. Gene Ontology annotation, biological process: tRNA processing. Gene Ontology annotation, molecular function: metal ion binding; tRNA dihydrouridine synthase activity; flavin adenine dinucleotide binding.
GAAGAAAAAAAAAAAACCAUGCGGUUUAGUGGUUUAGUUAAGUGCUGUUAGAUCAAAUCAACUUCUCCGAAUCCUUUAAUAAAACUGUUAUGGAAAUCACAGUAGAAUUGCCGGACAGAAAUUCUGGAUCGGCUAAAAUAAAAUCACAAUUUCUUGUGCAAGACCAUGUUCGGGAACUUGACCUAAAUUUUGUUGCUGCAAAGGACCAGAACAAGAUUACUGAUGAAAGAAAUAUUCAAAGCAGUGAGCCUCCCCGGAAGAAACUGAAAGGACAGAACAAGCACCGACCUCGUGAGAAAAGAGCCCCGAAAUCAGAGAAACUGUGUUUCAAAAUUGGAACCGAAGGAUCCUGUCCGUUCGGGGAGAGUUGCUGCUACAGUCAUGACGUAAAAUCAUAUUUAGAAAAGAAACCUCCUGAUAUUGGGCCUUCUUGCUACUUAUUUGAAACAUUUGGAAAAUGUCCUUAUAGUUUCUCGUGUCGAUUCGGAACUCAGCAUUUAAAGGAUUAUAAAAAUGAAAUUCUAGAAGAAGUUUUAGAAAGGUGCAAAGAAAAAAUAUUUUAUACAAAUGUGUUAACUAAGGAGCUGCAGAAAUCCCUGCGGCAGAGAAAUUAUAAUUUUUGUAAAUCAGAUGAAGUUUUGAAAGAAUUUAAUUCCACUAUUGGUAAAAAAGACGACAUAAACAUUCAUAAUACUCAAGUGUCCGAAAGUAUUUCUCUGGAGAGAUCCACUGAAAACUCUCAAGUUGAUGAUGAGGUAGUAUUAAACUCUGCAAAUGAUGAAAAAUUAAAAAAAACUCAGAGUGAUGAAAAUUUAUCACAAAGCUCAAAUUUUGAUCUUAAUAACAAGCAUAAUGACAAAAUUAAAGUUCUCGAAGAUGUUACUCCAUUGGAGCAUGACAUCAAAAAAAUUGAUUUUCAAAACAAAUUGUAUCUGGCUCCUCUCACAACUGUUGGCAAUUUACCAUUUCGGCGCAUCUGCAAAGAAUUUGGAGCUGAUAUCACUUGUUCAGAAAUGUGUGUGGCAUUGAGUCUUCUUCAAGGACAACAGUCUGAAUGGGCUCUCUUAAAAAGACACUAUACUGAAGAUAUUUUUGGCAUUCAGUUGUGUGGUGCUCAUCCAGAUGUGAUGACUCGUUGCAGCCAAUUACUUUCAGAAACUGUGUCAUUUGACUUCAUUGAUUUAAAUCUUGGAUGUCCCCUUGAUGCUAUUUACAAAAAGGGUGCAGGUUGUGGUUUAAUGAACAGACUAAAAAAGUUAGAAGGCAUUGUGUAUGGAGUGUCAUCUGUGAUUAAUGUUCCAUUAACUUUGAAAAUGAGAAAAGGCAUAUAUGGAAAUUGCAAUAUAGCUCAUAACGUGGUGCAAAAAAUUCAAACGUGGAAAAAAUCUGUCUCUCUUAUAACGAUACAUGGUCGCUCUAGAGAGCAGAGAUAUACUAAAUCUGCUGAUUGGGAUUAUAUUCAUACUUUCUGUGAAUCAGCAAAGCCCAUUCCUGUUCUUGGUAACGGUGAUAUUUUAUCUUACGAAGACUAUAAUCUACGAAUUAAAGAAAGUGGUUUGCAUGGUGCUAUGAUUGCAAGAGGUGCAUUAAUCAAGCCUUGGAUCUUUAAGGAAAUAAAAGAACAGACUCAUUGGGACAUAUCAUCUUCAGAAAGAUUUGAUAUUCUAAAGAAAUAUACAAAUUAUGGUUUAGAACAUUGGGGAUCUGAUACUGAGGGAGUUGAAAAAACUAGACGCUUUUUGCUUGAAUGGUUGUCAUUUCUGCACAGAUAUAUUCCAGUAGGAGUAUUAGAACAAGUCCCACAACAUAUUAAUGAAAGACCUCCAGCUUAUAUUGGGCGUGAUGAUCUUGAGACAUUGAUGGCUAGUCCAAGCUGUCGUGAUUGGGUUAAAAUAAGUGAAAUGUUGCUGGGACCUGUUCCUGAGCACUUUGUUUUCCUGCCAAAACAUAAAGCGAAUGCUUAUAAAUAAAUAUGUAAAUAUUGUAUUUUCUGCAAUAAAGUUUUUGGAACACCGAAGUUUUUG